Molecule: messenger RNA, 826 nt
Organism: Dimorphilus gyrociliatus
Lineage: Eukaryota; Metazoa; Annelida; Polychaeta; Dinophilidae
Source: the annotation of a GenBank genome assembly
CACUACUCGUUAAGAAAUGGUCGAGAACACUCAUUAUACAGGCUUAACUCAAGUUUUCGGUUUUAAUCAGUUUCAGUUACAUCCUGCAGUCAGGCAAGAGCAGAACGUUUUACUUCAAACGUUUAGAAAUUACGCUUACUUGUAUGACAAUGACGUUUUAAAAUUGGAGGCGGAAUUUCAUAAUGAAUUUAGCGUCAUAUGUAAAUAUACUCCCUCUCAAUCAAUUACAGAUGCCCAAUUGAUGUGUAUAAGACAUACGUCAGGAAGACUACAAACAGUCAUAUCUAAAUAUAUUAAGGCACCACCGGCUGCUGAUACAAGACCUAUUAUUGAGCACCCCAGUGAGUCAACAAGUAGUAAAGUUUCAGUUGGAGUAAACAAACUUAAACAUGAAAGAAAAAAACCUUAUUCACGGAGUACACUUCCCACCAAAGCUUUAACUCUUAUGCAAGCCUGGUACGAUCAGAACGCUCAUUACCCUUAUCCAACGGCAGAAGAAAAACAAAGAUUCGCAAUGGAAGGGGGAAUAACGGCUAAACAAGUUAAAUCUUGGUUUUGCAACAAAAGAAAUAGAAUGCAUAAUACUUUGGGAAAGAAUAGGAGUAUAAAAUCACAGCGUAGUCAUUCGUAUGAAGUUCCUAGCCCUGACUCUGGCUACUGUGAGCUAUCGCAAGGUAGUCUCCACAGUUAUGGAGUACAAGAGGAUUCUACAUCAAGUUUCAAUGAAAAUACAACAGCGAAGGGUGAAUCGACUAUCGACUUUUCAGGUUUGCUGGACGGUUACGUAGAGAAAAAAGAAGGUGUCGGCUCUGCCGGCGUGCAAUAA